Messenger RNA from Culex quinquefasciatus (southern house mosquito), 1868 nucleotides. RefSeq names its product zinc finger protein 184. Gene Ontology annotation, cellular component: nucleus. The record is from RefSeq and is a predicted model, not a curated record. The transcript has 5 exons. Gene Ontology annotation, biological process: regulation of DNA-templated transcription. Gene Ontology annotation, molecular function: zinc ion binding; DNA-binding transcription factor activity, RNA polymerase II-specific; RNA polymerase II cis-regulatory region sequence-specific DNA binding. Bases 103 to 1800 code for a protein of 565 amino acids. Lineage: Eukaryota; Metazoa; Arthropoda; Insecta; Diptera; Culicidae.
AAGUGUAUUGUUUUUGUUUUGAUUUCGAUUUCACAAUCUCAAUCUACGUUCCAACUGUUUCAAAUUUUCGAUUUUAUCAUAAAUAUCAUAAAAUAGCUAGUAAUGACAUUUUUUAAGCUGGAAAGGUAUCCCUACGUGUGUCGUCUCUGCCUAAAACCGGAACAACCCAGCAAGAUGACUUCGCUUGAAACCGAGGACGAGUACCUCGAGGAGGGAACAACCUUCGAAGGCUUUCUAGCCAUGAUCACUUUCCAGGUUGAAGAGGAAAGGCGCCAUCUGUUCCCACGCUCAAUCUGCGCCCAGUGUAAGGAAUCGCUCCAAAAGUUCGCAUACUUUCGCACCAAAGUCCGCAACGUGCACCUGUUUAUGAACGCACUGGUUGAGCUGCGGGACCUGAACACGGCACCGGUCAAGGAACUUUUUCAGACGAAACCGGACACCGUUCGGACGAUGCUCGCGGAGCUGGACCUGUGUCACAAGGCUGACUUUCGAGCGGAGGAUCUGAUUGAAGAGUUUCCGCAGUUUCAAAUUGCUCAACUUCCGGCUACUUUGAACGACGCUUGUUCUGACGAGAAACUCAACAUGGAAGUGGAAGUAGAUAUGGAAGAUGUCGAGGAGUUGGAUGAACCUGACGCGGGUGAUUUUACAGCGGAGGAAGAAUUGGUCGAGCCGACAAAGGAAACUGUUUCUGAAAAUGUUGCUUGCGAGGAUGUUGAACAAAAACUUUCUGAGCCGGAAAAAGAAGGUUUGGAUGCAGUACAAGUACGCAGAAAAUAUAGCAAAAACAAAGAAAAAGAGCCACUGCAGUGUCCAAAAUGUCCGUAUAAAACAAUCAGAAAGUCGCAUUUCAAUGCGCACCAACGGUCGCAUCUAAAACGCGAAAAUCGAAGUUUUGUCUGCACUGAACCAGAUUGUAAGGAGAAGUUUGGAAACGUACGAGCUUUGCAAAAGCACAUGGUGCAGGCCAAUCAUAUAGCGUGCGUCUGUGAGACCUGCGGAUACCAGUGUUCAACGAACGGCAAAUUGAAAGAACACCUGAUUCGUUUUCAUACCAACAACAGGUUCAAGUGCGAAUACUGCGAGAGAACGUUCAAAGUGAAGGUGGACCUGCAGGAUCACGUCAAACGAAUACAUCUGUCGGAAAACGUUUUCAAGUGUGAAACAUGCGGGACGGAAUUUCGGCGAAAAGUUGCUCUUAAAAACCACCAAGCGACUCACAGCGACGUUUACAACUUUCCGUGCCAGCAGUGCGAUAAAAAGUUUAAGGUUAAAAACCUGCUACUUAAGCAUGUGCUGGUAGUUCACAAUAAAGCGUCGCUGGAGUGCGAACACUGCUCCCGGAUGUUCUACACUAGAUCGACGCUGGUGGAUCACAUCGAAAGCGUACACAAGAUUCGAAUGCGCUUCGUUUGUGAUGUUUGCGUAGCCUCAUUCAACAGCCAGGAUGAGUUGGCGACCCACAAAGCUCGUCACGAUAAUCCCAAACACAUGCAGUGUGGCCUAUGUCUGAUAGUGUUUCCCGGGCAUGAACAGAUGCAAGAUCAUAUGUGCAUCACAUACCGGGAAGAUUACGACUGCUGCGAGAGAGAUUGGCGUUACCACGUGCAUUACAACAGGCACAUGUUCCUCGAGCAUGGCGUCAAGAUAAACGCUCGGGUUAAGCCAGAUCCGCACCUGUUGGUGGGAGAAAUGCGCGCCAAAAGGAAACCAGUCCAAAGUUGCUCAAAGUGUAAGAUUAUCCUUCCCUCAAGAACAAAAAAGAAGCAGCACCAGGAAACGUGUACAGCUGGAGAGGUUUGAAUUGAAUGCUUUCAAUUGCGUAUUAAUAGAAAUUUGUUCAAUAAAUUACUAUUGAAAAAAUUUCAAAA